Messenger RNA from Saprolegnia diclina VS20, 1224 nucleotides. Its product is annotated as AGC/PKA protein kinase. The transcript is spliced from 4 exons. Gene Ontology annotation, biological process: protein phosphorylation. Gene Ontology annotation, molecular function: protein serine/threonine kinase activity; ATP binding. Lineage: Eukaryota; Oomycota; Saprolegniomycetes; Saprolegniales; Saprolegniaceae. Bases 39 to 1121 code for a protein of 360 amino acids. The record is from RefSeq and is a predicted model, not a curated record.
CGUGUCGACUAUUGGUCGGGAAAACGGCCGUGUCAUCGAUGGGCAGCGGCUCGUCGACGCGCCACCGCGAGAGUGCGUAUACGAUCGUUUCUACCUCCAACAAUCAGAGUGUGCCUGCUAUCGACUGGAUCGGCCGAUCGCUCAAGGUCAAAAGGGCGCUGAGUCUUGAUAUGUUUCGUAUCGAAACGAUCGUGGGCACGGGCUUCCUCGGGUCGGUCGCGACCGCCCAGCACAAGGCGUCGAAGACGUACUUCGCCCUCAAGAGCGUCUACAAGGCCGAUGCGGUCGCCAAGAAGAUGGUGUCAAGUCUCCUCCGGGAAAAGCAAGCGCUACAGGACCUCCAUGGGAUUCCCGGCGUCGUCCGGAGCUUUGGUACCUUUCAGACUCGCGACCAAGUGUGUUUUGUACUCGAAUAUGUCCCUGGCGGCGAGCUCUUUCAUUGGCUGCACGAAUACCGCGUCUUCUCCGAUGCAGAAGCCAAGUUUUACGCGGCCGAGCUGCUCGUGUGCUUGGAACGCAUGCACGCCGAAGACUACGUCUACCGCGAUCUCAAGCCCGAAAAUAUCCUCUUGGACGCCAGUGGGCAUCUCAAGCUCGUAGACUUUGGCUUUGCAAAACCGCACAUGACAGCAGAGACGCGAACGUACACGAGUCUCGGGACGCCGCAGUACCUCUCGCCCGAGCAGCUCAAGCCCCAAGGCGGCUACACCCGCGCGAUCGACUGGUGGGCGCUCGGCUGCGUCGUCUUUGAGCUUCUCGUCGGGCGCACGCCGUUUUACAAAGGUCGAGGCGACUCGCCGUUUGAAAUUUACACGCGCGUCGUGCAAGGCGCGUUUGCUUGUCCCAAGACCGUCUCGAAAGAGGCCAAAGAUUUUAUUUCGCAGCUUCUGCGGCCCGAGCGCAGCCGCCGCCUUAUCGAUCCCAGUGCCAUGCGCGCCCACCCAUGGUUUACAUCGAUCGUCUGGGCAGACGUUGAAGCGCACCAGAUCGUUCCCCCGAUCAUACCCUCGUUCCAUUGCCCAGGGGAUGUGACCUGCUUUGAUGUGCCGUCGCCUCCGGCGCGAGACCCGCAAUCUGUGCAAUGUACAGCCGCCAUGAACGAUGCUUUUCUCGAGUUUUAGUACCGAGACGUCGUCCGAAACGUGGAGUGAUAGUAGCAUCAAGGUCUUGUUUGUGCCGAGGUUGUAUACCUUGUGCGUCACUAGUCUCGCUACUCCGACCAGA